Molecule: messenger RNA, 978 nt
Organism: Annulohypoxylon truncatum
Lineage: Eukaryota; Fungi; Ascomycota; Sordariomycetes; Xylariales; Hypoxylaceae
Exons: 1
Coding region: 1-978 (325 amino acids)
Source: RefSeq, a predicted model, not a curated record
AUGAAGUUCCUGGCGCUGCCGACCUCGCUGCUCCUCAGCAUCACCAUCCAGGCACGAGGUUCAGCGGCCCAACUCCAAAACGACUUUUCGGCAUACCCUGAAGACUCGCAACAAUGCCUCACCGACGCGGCAAACCAGACGCAAUGUUCGGGGGAAACGGGGCAGGAGAUGAAUGAGUGCCUGUGUAAGAAUAAGGGGAAUUUCAUUUAUAACACAGCCACGUGUGUCGCGAAGAACAGCCCGAGCGAUCUAAAUGCCGUCUAUGAUACCAUGGAAAAUAACUGCCAGGGCACCGGCGUGACCAUCGCUGUGUCUAAGGACGCGUUUCUAUCACAGGCUGCGGCAGCCACUGCGUCAACGUCAUCCACGUCGCCAACGUCGACGUCGUCGGGCUCACCUGAAGCGACGGCAAGUUUGACCCCCGGAGCACAGAGCGCCAUCUCUACAGGCGCAAAAAUCGGUUUGGGCGCUGGUAUCGGCUUCGGUACCGUCGGGUUGGGGCUCCUAGCGUGGUUCGUGUGGGCGUACUCACGAAAGCGGCGGUCACAAACCCCUCCCCCUCCAUCGGUACACACGACAAAUCACGAUGUCGAGCUUUCGAACAGCAACAUGGCCGGUAACCAGAGCUUCGUUUCGUCAAUGGCAUCGCCAGCUGUUGCGUAUGCGCACCACAACACGCAGUUUGGGGCUGCGGAGCUAGGGGACUCGCAUCAAGAGUGGAAGGAACUUCCAGCGGACAGUUAUAGCCAUGGGAAGGCCGACGACACCAGCUACAAACGCACAUCCGACGUUCCACUCCUGGCGGCAGAACUAGGGCAUGACGAGCCGACCUCACCUAUCCCUACGUACGCCGUCGAGCUGCCGGCCGAGGUGGUGUACCCUCCUCAGAGAACACCUACGACGCCUACUGUGAGCCCGAUGACGUACAGCCCAUAUCACGAACACGGGUACACGCACCAACACGGAACAGGAGGAUGA